Molecule: messenger RNA, 11610 nt
Organism: Loxodonta africana (African savanna elephant)
Lineage: Eukaryota; Metazoa; Chordata; Mammalia; Proboscidea; Elephantidae
Gene: MED23
Product: mediator complex subunit 23
Exons: 30
Coding region: 152-4285 (1377 amino acids)
Biological process (GO): regulation of transcription by RNA polymerase II; positive regulation of gene expression
Cellular component (GO): transcription regulator complex; mediator complex
Source: RefSeq, a predicted model, not a curated record
UGGAGAAGACGUUUCCGGCUCGGUGCUUGGAGAGGAAAGUGACGCGGGUGAGAGCCGCGGUUUCUUCCGGGCGUCUCCGCCCCUUUGGCCCUCCGUUCCCGAGGCUCGGGCCAGACCCCGGCCGCGCUGGGACCCACAGGAAGGUGGGGCGAUGGUGCAGAUGGAGACACAACUGCAGAGCAUUUUUGAGGAGGUGGUGAAAACGGAAAUUAUAGAAGAGGCGUUCCCUGGCAUGUUUAUGGAUACCCCUGAAGAUGAAAAAACAAAACUUAUAAGCUGUUUGGGGGCCUUCAGACAGUUUUGGGCUGGUCUUUCUCAGGAGUCUCAUGAACAGUGCAUCCAGUGGAUUGUUAAAUUUGUUCAUGGCCAGCAUAGUCCUAAAAGAAUUUCUUUUCUUUAUGACUGCUUAGCAAUGGCAGUUGAGACUGGUCUUCUUCCACCCAGGAUGGUGUGUGAAUCCCUGAUAAACUCUGAUACUCUUGAAUGGGAAAGAACACAGCUUUGGGCGUUAACAUUUAAACUGGUUCGGAAAAUAAUUGGGGGAGUGGAUUACAAGGGUGUUCGAGAUCUCUUAAAGGUGAUUUUGGAGAAAAUCUUGACGAUUCCUAAUACGGUGAGCUCAGCUGUUGUACAGCAGCUUCUGGCAGCAAGAGAGGUUAUAGCAUAUAUCUUGGAAAGAAAUGCCUGUUUGUUACCAGCUUAUUUUGCAGUCACUGAGAUUAGGAAACUAUAUCCUGAAGGAAAGCUUCCACAUUGGUUACUUGGAAACCUGGUAUCAGACUUUGUGGAUACCUUCAGGCCCACAGCAAGAAUAAACUCCAUUUGUGGUCGCUGCAGUCUUCUGCCAGUUGUAAAUAACUCAGGCGCCAUUUGUAACUCAUGGAAAUUGGACCCUGCAACUCUUCGUUUUCCUUUGAAAGGCCUUUUGCCAUAUGAUAAGGAUCUGUUUGAACCACAGACUGCUUUGUUGAGAUAUGUAUUGGAGCAGCCUUAUUCCAGGGAUAUGGUCUGCAAUAUGCUAGGUUUAAAUAAGCAGACCUUGAACAUUGCUCAGCACAAGCAGCGCUGCCCUGUGCUGGAGGACCAGCUGGUGGAUCUGGUGGUUUAUGCUAUGGAGCGAUCGGAGACUGAGGAGAAGUUCGACGAUGGGGGAACAAGCCAGCUCCUGUGGCAGCAUCUCUCGAGUCAGCUCAUUUUCUUUGUGCUUUUCCAGUUUGCAAGUUUUCCACAUAUGGUUCUUUCUCUUCAUCAGAAGUUAGCAGGGCGAGGACUUAUUAAAGGCCGAGAUCAUCUGAUGUGGGUUCUGCUGCAGUUCAUUUCUGGAAGUAUUCAGAAAAAUGCACUGGCUGAUUUUCUUCCUGUUAUGAAGCUUUUUGACCUUCUGUACCCAGAGAAAGAAUGUAUCCCGGUUCCUGAUAUUAACAAACCCCAGUCAACUCAUGCCUUUGCAAUGACUUGUAUUUGGAUUCAUCUCAAUAGAAAAGCCCAAAACGACAACUCCAAGCUACAGAUUCCAAUACCUCAUUCCUUAAGGCUCCACCAUGAGUUCCUACAGCAGAGCCUGAGAAAUAAGAGUUUACAGAUGAAUGACUAUAAGAUUGCCCUGUUGUGUAAUGCAUAUUCCACAAAUUCAGAAUGUUUUACAUUGCCCAUGGGGGCUCUGGUAGAAACUAUUUAUGGAAAUGGAAUUAUGAGGAUACCUCUCCCUGGAACGAGCUGUUUGGCUUCAGGAUCUAUUACUCCCUUACCAAUGAACCUUCUGGAUUCACUGACAGUUCAUGCCAAAAUGAGCCUUAUUCACAGCAUUGCAACUAGGGUGAUAAAACUUGCUCAUGCAAAGUCCAGUGUGGCCUUGGCUCCAGCCCUAGUAGAAACUUACAGUCGUUUAUUGGUCUAUAUGGAAAUAGAAUCUUUGGGCAUCAAAGGAUUUAUCAGUCAGCUUUUGCCAACUGUUUUCAAGUCUCACGCAUGGGGGAUCUUACACACACUUCUCGAGAUGUUUAGCUACCGGAUGCAUCACAUUCAGCCUCAUUACAGAGUUCAGCUCCUGAGUCAUCUUCAUACUUUGGCUGCAGUGGCACAAACAAACCAGAACCAGCUUCAUCUUUGUGUCGAGAGCACUGCACUCAGGCUUAUAACAGCGUUAGGUAGCUCAGAGGUACAGCCACAGUUUACACGCUUUCUUAGCGAUCCCAAAACAGUGCUGUCAGCGGAAUCUGAAGAACUGAACCGAGCCUUGAUAUUGACCUUAGCUAGAGCAACGCAUGUGACAGAUUUUUUUACAGGGUCUGAUUCAAUUCAGGGAACUUGGUGUAAAGACAUACUUCAGACCAUCAUGAGUUUUACUCCUCAUAAUUGGGCUUCACACACCCUAAGCUGCUUUCCAGGCCCACUACAGGCAUUCUUCAAACAGAAUAAUGUACCUCAGGAAAGCCGUUUUAAUCUGAAAAAGAAUGUGGAGGAGGAGUACAGGAAGUGGAAGUCCAUGAGCAAUGAAAAUGACAUCAUUACCUACUUUUCUAAGCAAGGCUCACCACCCCUCUUCCUUUGUCUUCUCUGGAAAAUGCUCUUGGAAACAGAUCAUAUUAAUCAGAUUGGCUAUAGAGUAUUAGAGAGAAUUGGAGCCAGGGCGUUGGUAGCCCAUGUGAGAACGUUUGCAGAUUUCUUGGUAUAUGAGUUCUCUACGUCAGCUGGGGGUCAGCAACUCAACAAAUGCAUUGAGAUUCUUAAUGACAUGGUAUGGAAGUACAACAUUGUUACAUUGGACAGAUUAAUUCUCUGCCUGGCCAUGCGUAGCCAUGAAGGAAAUGAAGCCCAAGUUUGUUAUUUCAUAAUUCAGUUGCUGUUACUCAAGCCAAAUGAUUUCAGAAAUCGAGUAAGUGACUUUGUGAAGGAAAAUUCCCCAGAGCACUGGCUACAGAACGACUGGCAUACCAAGCACAUGAAUUAUCACAAGAAAUAUCCAGAGAAGCUGUAUUUUGAGGGCCUGGCGGAACAGGUUGAUCCUCCUAUACAGAUCCAGUCUCCCUAUCUGCCCAUCUAUUUUGGAAAUGUGUGUCUCCGAUUCCUUCCAGUAUUUGAUAUAGUUAUCCACAGAUUUUUAGAGUUGCUUCCAGUAUCCAAAUCACUGGAAACUCUACUGGAUCACCUAGGCGGCUUGUAUAAAUUUCAUGAUCGUCCAGUGACUUAUUUGUAUAAUACACUGCACUAUUACGAAAUGCACCUGCGAGAGCGCCCAACUCUCAAACGUAAACUUGUCCACGCAAUCAUUGGGUCACUCAAGGAUAAUCGACCACAGGGCUGGUGUCUAAGUGACACUUACCUGAAGAGUGCUAUGAAUGCACGAGAAGACAAUCCUUGGAUCCCAGAUGACUCUUACUAUUGCAGAUUGAUUGGGAGACUAGUAGAUACUAUGGCUGGCAAAUCUCCUGGCCCAUUCCCAAACUGUGACUGGAGAUUCAACGAGUUUCCCAACCCGGCUGCCCAUGCUCUGCAUGUUACUUGUGUGGAGCUCAUGGCCUUGGCUGUUUCAGGCAAAGAUGUUGGAAAUGCCCUUCUAAAUGUUGUCCUGAAAAGUCAGCCUUUAGUGCCAAGAGAGAACAUUACGGCAUGGAUGAAUGCAAUUGGAUUGAUCAUCACUGCCCUACCAGAACCAUAUUGGAUUGUCCUUCAUGAUCGAAUUGUGCAUGUUAUCAGCAGUCCCAGCUUGACAUCUGAGACAGAAUGGGUUGGCUAUCCCUUCCGCCUCUUUGAUUUCACUGCUUGUCAUCAGUCCUACUCCGAGAUGAGCUGUAGCUAUACGUUAGCUCUAGCACAUGCUGUGUGGCACCAUUCUAGCAUUGGGCAACUUUCUCUCAUUCCAAAAUUUCUCACCGAAGUACUUCUUCCUAUAGUGAAGACUGAAUUCCAGUUGCUUUACGUAUACCAUCUUGUAGGACCGUUUUUACAAAGAUUUCAGCAAGAGAGAACUCGAUGUAUGAUAGAGAUUGGUGUGGCAUUUUAUGACAUGCUGCUGAAUGUAGACCAGUGUAGCGCCCAUUUAAAUUACAUGGAUCCCAUCUGUGACUUCUUAUAUCAUAUGAAGUAUAUGUUUACCGGUGACAGCGUAAAAGAGCAGGUAGAGAAGAUCAUCUGUAAUUUAAAACCAGCUUUAAAGCUUCGUCUUCGAUUUAUCACCCACAUUAGCAAGAUGGAACCAGCCGCAGUGCCUCCACAAGGCUUGAAUAGUGGGUCUCCAGCACCACAGCCUAAUCAGGUGCCGGUGUCUUUACCUGUAACACAGUGAAGCUGGGGCAUAAUGUGGCGAAAAUGGAAAUAUACCCAUCUUUGCAAGUGGACUUAGAUCUAUGAAAUCUGAACGUGAUCACACUACAUAAUGAUGUAGCAGAAGCAGCAAUGACGUUCAGAUUGUUUUAUUUUGAUUCAAUAGUGAAUCUAUUGAAACCUUAUAACUCCCUAGCUGUAUUUUUGUCUCUAAGAGAUCAAGUCAGCUACAGUCUGUUCAUAUCCGUAACAAUUUAUUAGAGCUACAUAAUGUUAUCCAUGAUCAAAUCACUUUUACUAGGCAUUCUUAAUCGUCCUACUUUAGCCAUUGUUUUGUUUUUAUUUUUUUAUUAAUGACAGAUUCAGUAUUUAAAUACCUUUUUUAAAAGUACCACAACAUGUACAACAGUUAGUUAUUAAAACUCUUUUAUAUAUAAAUCUGUUUUGGUGUGUCUGGGAUGCUUACCAGAUAAAGGACUCUAGAUUUCAUUGCACUGUGGGAGCAAAUGUGGUUUCCUAUUCUUUCUUAAAUGGCUUAAAUUUUUUAUUGUAACCUUCCAAGUAAAUGAUCUAAUGUUUCUGUCAAGGUAGAUUGGCAAUAUUUUGCCUUUGCUGUGGACUUGAACGUACUUUAGGAAAUGAGUUGGAGGCCAUGUAAGAAAAUAACAUCUCUGGAAAUGUAUAAACUUAAAUAAAGCCAGGCUUAAAUGAUUGAAUCUUCAAUCUCUGUUUUUAAAAAUAAAUUAAUUGCUGUUCUAGGUUGACACUUUCACCUGUCAAAUAAUGUGAUUUUUUGACUAUUUAUAAUCUUAAAACUUUUAAAAAAUGUAUUUUUAACUAUUGUGCUCAUUUUAGUUCUUUAGGGUUUAUUAGAUUUUGAGAGACAUACUGUUAAUUUAGGGAAGAUUGGAAAAUAGUAAAAAUCCGUUGAAUGAAUAAACUAUAUGAUUUCUUUCAUACUUAAUUUGAAUGAGUGUCUGCUGGCUGGAUUACAACAUAGAACUGUGCUGUAUCCAUAGGUCAGACACACCACAGUUGAUGACUAGGCAUAGACUUAGCAGUUAAUAUAUUUUUUUAAUUAGUUAAGUUUAACCAACUAUACUUCAGAUUAUUUCCAAAUAUAUUCCUCCUAAAAACCUUUACCCUUUGCCAUCAAGUUGAUUGUGACUCACAGCGACCCUGUAAGAUAGAGUAGAGCUGCCUCAUAGGGUUUCUAAGGAGGUGCUGGUGGAUUUGAACUGCCGACCUUUCGGUUAGCAGCCAUAGUUCUUUAAACACCAUGCCACCAGGGCUCCAUAUUCCUCCUAGACCUUUAUUUUCUUUAUAGGUCAUAUUAUUGCAAUCACUCAGGAUAAAUCUUUAUUUGCCAGACAAGCCCUGCUUGAAAUUUAUAUAAUGUCAUAAGUAAUUUUUUCAGACUAACCAUAUUCUCAAAAUUCUCCAGAAGCUUUAUGCUUCAAAUGAUUUCAAGAAUUAUUCUCAACAUAGUCUCAAUAUAUUCUUGUGCCUCAAGAGGAAUAUAUAGCUUUGAAAUCCUAGAAUGGGAAUAAUUAUGACACUGAUAAUUUGUUGUUGUUAGGUGCCACCUGGUCGGUUCCGACUCAUAGUGGCCUUCUGUACAACAAAAUGAAACAUGCGCCAUCUACACAGCCAUUGUCAUGCUUAAGCCCAUUGUCGCAGCCACUGUGUUAGUCCAUCUCAUUAAGGGUCUUCCUCCUUUUUGCUGACCCUCUUCUUUACCAGGCGUGAUGUCCUUCUCCAGGGACAUACCCCUCCUGGUAACAUCUUCAAAGUAUGUGAGAGGAAGCCUCACCAUCCUUGCUUCUAAAGAGCAUUCUGGCUGUACUUCCAAGACAGAGUUGUUCAUUCUUCUGGCAGUUCAUGGUGUUUUCAAUAUUCUUCACCAACAGCAUAAUUCAAAGUCAUCAAUUCUUCUUCUGUCUUCCUUAUUCAUUGUCCAGCUUUCACAUACCUAUGAGGCAAUUAAAAAUACCAUGACUUGGGUCAGUCACACCUUACUCUUCAAGAUGACAUCUUUGCUUUUCAACACUUCAAAGAAGUCUUUUGCCACACAUUUGCCCAGUACAGUGCAUCUUUUGAUUUCUUGACUGCUGCUCCCAUGGGCAUUGAUUGUGGAUCCAAGUAAAAUGAAAUCCUUGACAACUUUAAUAUUUUCUGUUUUUCAUCAUGUUGCUUAUUGGUCCAGUUGUGAAGAUUUUUGUUUUCUUUAUGUUGAGGUGUAGUCCAUACUGAAGGCUGUGGUCUUUGAUCUUCAUCAGUUAAGUACUUCAGGUCCUCUUUGAUUUCAGCGAGCAAGAUUGUAUCAUCUGUGUAUCACAGGUUGUUAAUGAGUCUUCCUCCAAUCCUGAUGCCCUGUUCUUCUUCAUAUAGUCCACCUUCUUAGAUUAUUUGCCCAGCACACAGAUUGAAUAAGUAUGGUGAAAGAUUACAACCCUGUAAUCCACACCUUUCUUGACUUCAAUCCACACAGUAUCCCUUUGUCCUAUUCGAACAACUGCCUCUUGGUUUAUGUACAGGUUCCUCAUGAGCACAGUUAAGUGUUCUGGAAUUCCCAUUCUUCGCAAUAUUAUCCAUGAUUUGUUAUGAUCCACACAGCCGAAUGCCUUUUCAUAGUUAAUAAAACACAGUUAAACAUCUUUCUGAUGUUCUCUGCUUUAGCCAUGAUCCAUCUGGCAUCAGCAAUGAUAUCCCUUGUUCCAUGUCCUCUUCUGAAUCUCCCUUGAAUUUCUGGCAGUUCUCUGUUGAUGUACUGCUGCAACUGCUUUUGAAUGAUCGUCAGCAAAAUUUACUUGUGUGUAAUAUUAAUGAUACUGUUUGAUAAUUUCUGCAUUCUGUUGGAUCACCUUCUUUGGAAUAGGCACAAAUAUGGAUCUCUUUUCCAGUCAUUUAGCCAGGUAGCUGUCUUCCAAGUUUCUUGGAAGAUAUCCAUUUGUUGAAUCAUCUCAGUUGGUAUUCCAUCAAUUCCUGGAAUGUUGUUUUUCACCAGUGCCUUCAGUGCAGCUUGGACCUCUCCCUUCAGUACCAUCAGUUCUUGAUCAUAUGCUACCUCCUGAAAUAAUUGAAUGUCAAUCUAUUCUUUUUGGUACAGUGACUGUCUGUAUGCCUUCCACCUUCUUUUGAUGCUCCUGCAGCAUUAAUAUUUUUCCUGUAGAAUCCUUCAAUAUUGCAACUCAAGGCUUGAAUUUUUUCUUCAGUUCUUUCAUCUUGAGAAAUGCCAAGCAUGUUUAUCUUAGGCUGAGUUCUCUAGAGAAACAAAACCAGUAAAACAUAUAAAUAUGCAAAGAGAUAGAUUUAUACCAAGGAAAUGGCUCACGUGGUUGUAGAGGCUGGGAUGUCCCAAGUCUGUCAGUCAGGAAAGAGGCAUCUUGUGAUUCACAUAGCUGUAGGGGCUGGUGGACCCAAGAUCGGUAGGUCAGAGAGCAGGGCUCUUGCUCACAGACUGAAAAGAUGGACAAAUCCCACAGGUAAGCUGCUAGCUCAAUAGUGAGUGGUGCCACUCCCAUUUCCACCCUUUGAUUCCUGGACCUAUGAAUCAUGGCUGUGGGAGAAGCACCACCAUGUAUUGGACAAUGGUUUAGAGCAUAUACAGCCUCCUGGAGAGCAUUGCCCCAACCCUGCAAGGUAUUGCCACCUAGCUGGCACCGUAAUCGUGUCUUUAGGAGGCCAUUCCAUUGUUCUAUCAAAGCAGCCGCUUCAGGAUGAUGGGGAACAUGGUAAAACCAGUGAAUUCCGUAAGCAUGGACACAUUGCCAUACCUCAUUUGCUGUGAAGUGAGUCACUUGAUCUGAGGCGAUGCUAUGUGGGAUACCAUGACGGUGAAUAAGGCAUUCUGUAAAUCCACAGAUGGUAAUUUUGGCAGAAGCAAGCAGGGAAGGCAAAUCCAUAUCCAGAGUGUCUAUUCUAGUAAGAGCGAAGUGCUGCCCUUUCCAUAUCCAGUACAAUCAACUUGCCACCAGGUUGCUGGCUGAUCACCUCGAGGGAUGGUGCCAUAUCUGGGACUCAGUGUUGGUCUUUGCUGCUGGCAGAGUGGGCACUCAGCAGUGGCUGUAGCCAAGUCAGCCUUGGAGUGGAAGUCCAUGUUGCUGAGCCCAUGUAUAACCACCAUUCCUGCGACCAUGGCCACUUUGUUCACGAGCCCAUUGAGCAAUGACAGGAGUUGCUAUGAAAAGAGGAUGACUGGUUUUCACAGAAUGUCUUCCUAUCCAUUUGAUUGUAAAAUCCUCCUCUGCUGAGGUCAUCCUUUGGUGAGCAUUCACAUGAGACACAAAUAUCUCCACUUCAGAGAGGUCUAUCCACAUACCUCCUUGUCUCCAAUUUUCCAAUCGUGUUCCCUUCAUCCAGCCAAACCAUUGGCUAUAGCCCAUGAAUCAGUAUACAGUUGCACAUCUGGCCGUUUAUCCUUCCAAGCAAAGUGAGCAACCAGGUACACUGCUCGAAGUUUUGCCCAUUGGAAGGAUUUCCUUUCUUCACUGUCUUUCAGGGAAGUCCUAGAAAGGGGCUAUAGUGCUGCUGCUGUCCACUUUCGACUGGUGCCUGCAUAUCGCACAGAACCAUCCGUAAACCAGGCACCAGUUUUCCUCAGUCAACUGAUCAUAAGGAACUCCCCAUGAGGCCAUAGGUGCUGACUGGGAGAUGGAAGGUAAUGUGACAGAAGUGGAUACCAUGGGCAUUUGAGCCACUUCCUCAUGCAGCUUACUUGUGCCUUCAGGUCCUGCUCGAGCCUGAUCUCGUAUAUACCACUUCCAUUUAAUGAGGGAGUGCUGCUGUGCACGUCCAACUUUAUGACUCUGGGUCAGACAACAACCAGUUCAUGAUGGGCAGUUCAGGCCGCAUGGUGAUUUGGUGUCCCAUAGUUAAGUGUUCAGUCUCUACUAAGGCCCAGUAACAAGCCAGUAGGAGAGUAGUUAUCUGCAGAGGAUGGCAGGGCUUUGCUCCAAAAUCCUAAGGGUCUACACUGUGAUUCACCAAUAGAGGCCUGCCAAAGACUCCAAACAGCAUUUCUAUCUGCCAGGGACACUUCAAGCACCACUGGAUCAGCUGGAUCAUAUGGCCCAAGUGGCAGAGCAGCUUGCACAGCAGCCUGAACCUGUUGCAGAGCCUUCUCUUGUCCUGGGCCCCAUUCAAAACUAGCAGCUUUUCAAGUCACUUAAUAAAUAGGCUGAAGUAGCACACCCAGAUGAGAAAUAUGUUGCCUCUAAAACUUUUUUUAAAAUCCAAAGAGGCCCUCUAGGUGUUGUGCUUCCUUUUUAGUUGUGGGAGGAGCUGGAAGGAAUAAUUUAUCCUUCACUUAAGAAGGAAUAUCUCAACAUGCCCCAAACCACUGGACCCCUAGAAAUUCCACUGAGGUGGAAGGCACCUGAAUUUUUGUAGGAUUAAUUUCCCGCCCUCUGGCACACAAAUGUUUUACCAGUAAGUGCAGAGUCACUGACACUUCUUCCUUACUAGGUCCAAUCAGCGCACAAUCUCAACCAUGUUCUUCCCUUUUGGUUUUCUUUCUCUAGAUCUUUGCACCAAAAACCCAAAAACCAAACCCAGUGCCGUCUAGUAGCUUCUGACUCAUAGCGACCCUAUAGGACAGAGUAGAACUGUCCCAUAGAGUUUCCAAGGAGUGCCUGGUGGAUUCGAACUGCCGACCCUUUGGUUAGCAGCCAUAGCACUUAACCACUACGCCACCAGGGUUUCUGUCGUUAUAAUACUUUAGUUUGUCUUCUCGAACCACCCUUCGAAAUCUGUUCAGUUCUUUUAUUUCAUCAUUUCUUCCUUUCACUUUAGGUUCUCUACGUUCAAGGGCAAGUUUAAGAGUCUUCUGAUAUCAAUUUUGGUCUUUUUUUUUCUUGUCUUUUUAACGACCUCUGGCUUUCUUCACAUAUGAUCUCUUUGAUAUCAUUCCACAACUCAUCUAGUCUUCUUUCAUUAGUGUUCAACGCAUCACAUCUAUUCUUGAGAUGGACUCUAAAUUCAGGUGGGAUAUACUCAAGGUUGUACUUUCGCUCUUGUGGACUUGGUCUAAUUUUCUUGAACUUCAGUUUGAGCUUGCAUGUGAGCAAUUGAUCUGUUCCAUGCUAGGUCCCUAGCCUUGUUCUGACUGAUGAUAUUGACCUUUUCCAUCAUCUCUUUCCACAGAUAUAGUUGACUUGAUUCCUGUGUAUUCCAUCUGGUAAGAUCCACGUGUAUAGUCACUGUUUAUAUUGUUGAAAAAAGGUAUUUGUAAUGAAGAAGUCGUCGGUCUCACAAAAUUCUAUCAUGCAAUCUCCGGUGUUGUUUCUAUCACUAAGGCCAUAUUUUCCAACUACCAAUUCUUUGUUUUCAACUUUCGCAUUCCAACCACCAGUAAUUAUCAACGUCUUGAUUCCAUGUUUAAUCAGUUUCAGACUGCACAAGUUGGUAAAAAUCUCCAGUUUCUUCAUCUUUGCCUUUAGUGGUUGGUGCAUAAAUUUCAAUAAUAGUUCUAUCAACUGGGCUUCCCUGUAGGUGUAUGGAUAUUAUCCUGUCACGGUCAGUGUUGUAUUUCAGGAUAGAUAUAGAAAUGUUCUUUUUGAUGAUGAGUGCAACACUAUUCCUCUUCCAUUUGUCAUUCCCUGCAUAGUAGACUAUAUGAUUAUCUGAUUCAACAUGGCCAAUAGUAGUCCAUUUGAGUUCACUAGUGCUGAAGAUAUCAAUCUUUAGGCAUUCCGUUUCAUUUUUGAUGACUUCCAAUUUUCCUAGAUUCAUAUCUUGUACAUUCCACACUCAGUUAUUAAUGGAUGUUUGUAGCUGUUUCUUCUCAUUUUGAGUCAUGCCACAUAAGCAGUUAAAGGUCCUGAAAGCUUGACUCCAUCCACAUCAUUAAGGUCUACUCUACUUUGAAGAGGCAGCCCUUUCCCAGUCACAUUUUGAGUGUCUUCCAACCUGAGAGGCUCAUCUUUCAGCACUCUUAUCAGACAGUGUUUCACUGCUAUUCAUAAGGUUUUUACUGGCCAGUAUUUUCAAGAGUAAACUGCCAGGUCAUUCUCCCUAGUCUGUCUUAGUCUGGAAGCUCUGCUGAAACCUGUCCACCAAGGGUGACCCUGCUGAUGUUUGAAAUACUAGCGGAAAACCUUCCAGGAUCACAGCAACACGCAAGCCACCACAAUACGACAAACAGACAUGUGGUGGUAAUAUACAAAUAGGAAAUCAACAUUAUCACUUCCUUGGGAUGUAUGCAUUCAUGAAUAAAAACUAAACCCAUUGCCAUUAAGUCGAUUCCAACUCAUAGCGACCCUAUAGGACAGGGUAGAACUCCCUCAUAGAGUUUUCAAUGGUGUAAAUCUUGAUGGAAGCUGAAUGACUGCCACAUCUUUCUCCUGC